Molecule: messenger RNA, 708 nt
Organism: Dissoconium aciculare CBS 342.82
Lineage: Eukaryota; Fungi; Ascomycota; Dothideomycetes; Mycosphaerellales; Dissoconiaceae
Exons: 3
Coding region: 1-708 (235 amino acids)
Biological process (GO): protein folding; protein peptidyl-prolyl isomerization
Molecular function (GO): peptidyl-prolyl cis-trans isomerase activity
Source: RefSeq, a predicted model, not a curated record
AUGUCGUUGCGUUCUUCAAUCGCCCCUCUGCGCUCCGCCGCAUCCGCCUACAAUAAACAGCCUUUCACUUCGUCUUUUCUUUCUCAACGACUUACCUCCACAACACCUUUCACCCGCAACUUUUCAGCAUCUACCGCCAACAUGGUUCAAAAAGUCUACUUCGACCUGACCUGGACCGGUCCUACCAUCAAAGUCGACGACAAAGGCACCACCAUCUCCAACGACAAGACCAACAAGGAGCAAUCUCAGCGUGUCGUUUUCGAGCUCUUCGACGAGGUUGUCCCCAAGACUGCCGAGAACUUCCGCGCCCUCUGCACUGGCGAGAAGGGUUUCGGCUACGCCGGCUCCAAGUUCCACCGUGUCAUCGGAGACUUCAUGCUCCAGGGUGGUGACUUCACCCGUGGCAACGGCACUGGUGGCAAGUCCAUCUACGGCGAGAAGUUCGCCGACGAGAACUUCAAGCUCCGCCACGACAAGCCUUUCCUGCUCUCCAUGGCCAACGCUGGCCCCAACACCAACGGCUCGCAGUUCUUCAUCACCACCGUCGUCACCUCGUGGCUCGACAGCCGUCACGUCGUCUUCGGCCAGGUCACUCCUGGUGACAAGGAGGCCUACGCUGCCAUCCGCUCAAUCGAGGCCAUCGGCAGCCAAAGCGGUACUGUCAGCACCAAGCCUGCACCAACCAUUGCUGCCGCUGGUGUGGCGUAA